CCUGUUUUUUAGCUUGUUGCUUGGAGUUUGGCUGGCAGACAUGAUGGACGAAGAACCAGAGAGAGCCAAGCGCUGGGAGGGGGGCUACGAGAGGACAUGGGAGGUGCUGAAGGAGGACGAAUCUGGCUCCCUGAAAGCCACAGUAGAGGAGAUCCUGUUCCAGUCCAAAAGGAAAAGGGUGAUAGAGAACUAUGGGAAAGUGAGACUUGGGAUGAUGCGUCACCUCUACGUGGUGGUUGACUGCUCAAGAAGUAUGGACGACCAUGACCUGAAACCAAACCGCCUCACCUCCACUCUAAAGCUGAUGGAAGCAUUCGUUGAGGAGUAUUUUGACCAAAACCCCAUCAGUCAGCUCGGCAUCAUCACGACCAAGAAUAAAAGGGCUGAGAAGCUGACUGACCUGGCAGGAAACCCAAAGAAACACACUGCUGCUCUGAAGAAAGCCGUGGACACAGUGUGUGUGGGAGAGCCGUCUCUCUACAACUCCCUCAACCUCUCCAUACAGACCCUCAAGCACAUGCCUGGUCACACCAGCCGGGAAAUCCUCAUCAUCCUCAGCAGCCUCACCACAUGUGACCCCGCCAACAUCUGUGAGCUCAUUAAGACCCUGAAGUCUCUGAAGGUUCGGGUGUCAGUGAUCGGCCUGUCAGCAGAGGUCCGGGUGUGUACGGUUCUGACCAGAGAGACGGGCGGCUCCUACCACGUUAUUCUGGACGAGAGUCACUUCAAAGAGCUGCUGAUGCUGCAUGUCAGACCUCCUCCAGUCAGCUCUUCAUCUGAAUGCUCUUUAAUACGAAUGGGUUUCCCUCAGCACAUCAUCGCUUCUCUGACCGACCAGGACGCCAAGCCUUCAUUCAGCAUGUCGCAGCUGGACAGCAACAGCAGCGAGGCGGCUCUGACUCUGGGAGGAUACUUCUGUCCACAGUGCCACACCAAGUACACAGAGCUACCAGUGGAGUGUAAAGUUUGUGGUCUGACUCUGGUGUCAGCUCCUCAUCUUGCCAGAUCCUUCCACCACCUCUUCCCCCUCCAGGCCUUUACAGAGAGUCCUACAGAGGAGCUGCAGGAGGACAGGUUCUGUCAGGCUUGUCAAGGGGAGCUGAAAGACAAAAGUAUCUUCAGCUGUCCGUCCUGUGGCAGUGCGUUCUGUGUGGAGUGUGAUUUCUUCAUCCACGACUCGCUGCACUGCUGCCCUGGCUGCAUCCACAGUCAGACGGCUCCCUGAAGCCAAGACAGACUGAAAUAAACUCAGCGCUCAUGUUUCAUAUCUGCUCACCCUAUCCAUCACAUCAGUGUUGUCCACCUAUGAUAGGAGGGGUAUUUUAAGCGCAGGCAUUCCAAAGGCCACAUUUCUAAGAUGGGCAGGAUUGGUACAAAAUAUUUGUAUUAAUUGGAUCAUUUUGGCUGAUCCGUUUCAUUUACAGGUGGAAGCAGCUUCUUGCUGAGCCCCAACAAGUCUUUUCCUGCUAAUACUUAGCACACUGCUUUAUUUAUGUCACAAAAGGUUUGUGUGCAUUCUUUAUACACUUUUGUACGAUAUUUCUGUUUGUGACAUGGGAGUUACAAUAAAACUGAUUUGAAAUCUGA
Centropristis striata (black sea bass) is the source of this 1587-nucleotide messenger RNA. It is a transcript of the gene gtf2h2, whose product is annotated as general transcription factor IIH, polypeptide 2. Lineage: Eukaryota; Metazoa; Chordata; Actinopteri; Perciformes; Serranidae. Gene Ontology annotation, biological process: regulation of transcription by RNA polymerase II; DNA-templated transcription; nucleotide-excision repair. Gene Ontology annotation, cellular component: transcription factor TFIIH holo complex; transcription factor TFIIH core complex. The transcript is spliced from 14 exons. The coding region runs from base 41 to 1225 and encodes 394 amino acids. The record is from RefSeq and is a predicted model, not a curated record. Gene Ontology annotation, molecular function: zinc ion binding.